Molecule: messenger RNA, 999 nt
Organism: Trypanosoma conorhini
Lineage: Eukaryota; Euglenozoa; Kinetoplastea; Trypanosomatida; Trypanosomatidae
Exons: 1
Coding region: 1-999 (332 amino acids)
Source: RefSeq, a predicted model, not a curated record
AUGCCGUUGACGGAGGUUCCAGUUUUCUUCACGGAUGCAGGGCCGCCUCCCUCCCUCACAUUUUUGACGGCGUGGACGUUAUUGCUGGGCGCGUCGUUUGUUGUUUUUGGGGUGGCGCGGCCCGCCGUGCGUGGCACAAGAGCGCCCACGGCCGGUGAAAAAGAGGCGGCAUUAUUGCCAUUGUGGUGGGUGCAGCAGCUGCAUUUGUCCGUGGCGUCUUGGGCCCUGUUUGACUUGGUUCAUCGCAUCCUCUCCUACAUCUUUCUCCCUUCGCGAGUGCUGUGGCGACGACACAUGCUGCCGCUUCCCGAUGGAAGCUUUGGCGCGUGUGUGAAUCAGCUCCGCCUUUCAUUCCUCUGCGUGGGGCAAGUCGGGGACGCGCAUCGCACCUGUGCGGAUUGGCAGCUUCCCACGACGUCUUUUGCCUCGUCCACUGCGCCUCGUGGCACCACUGGUGCUCCAGGCGCCGCGCAGCGGGGCAUCGAGGAAGGCGGGUCCGUGAGCAACACGGAAUGGGAAUACUGCCAAGGGGUGGCACUUGCAUCCUUGCUGGCGUCGAUGCUGAUGUUAUUGCUUGCUUGCAGAACGAUUUUCCGCCUUAUUCCAUUGCGUCCGAGUGAAACUAGUAUGCACGAAGACGACUGCAGUGAAGAAGAUACCACGUCGGACGAAGAAUUGAGCUCAGCGUCAGAAGAGGACCUUUGGUGGGGUUUGGGGGACCCCGACGAUGCCUGUCUCUUGAGCCCUGAAGCAAUUGUAGCUGAGCAGCGUUGGAAAUCAAUGGAGGCAGGAAAAAGACACUCCCAACAAAGCCAACGCGAGCGAGAGAGGGAAAAGGAAAGGAGUGCUAUUCGUAUUCUGCUGCGUGAAUAUUGGCCUCCUUUGCUUUCGGUGUGCUAUGCUGGACUCUACGCCUUCACUGGGGGCAUCUCAUUAUUGUUGCGCCGGGUGUAUCCCGUUUGCGUCAUUCUCGUGGCUCUGUGUGGCAUGAUUGCCUAA